AUGCUCUGCCAUAGACCGUCCGGCCUGCAGUUGCUCUCCUACUUUCUCACCGUUUUGCUCUUCCCAGUCGCCUGCGUUUCUUCAAUAUCCGUGGCCUUCCCAAUUUGUACAGUAUGUCUCAUCGCCAGUUAUGUGUUCGUUUAUGCUCAGAAUAUUUUCCUCACCUUCUACGACGUUUCACCGGAUGAGCUGAUCAUCAGGAGAAAGCAGGGGAUUAAACCCGUAGCAUUUGAUCCAAGACGACAUACUCACGUUAUUGAGCGAGGAUUCUGCAACAUUUGCCAAAUUCAUGUAAUGUUCGUCGUACUAUUGACGUCGAUUGUAUUCUUAUCCGGUGGUGCAACAAUUUUGGGUUUUAUUCAGAUGUUUCUCUGGAUCAGCGAUACUGAUCACAUGCAAGAAAUUAACGGCCAAAUGUUCCCAUUUGAUGUCCCUCUGUGGCUAUGGCUUCUUGCCUCAUUUGUGUCAUUCGCCGCUCAUCUUGCAAUCGCCGCAGUCACUGCACAUCUACUGCAGUUCCACAUAAAGCUGUGGAAGAAAGGCAUGACCACUUAUCGAUUCAUCACUGAUCAGCGACAGAGGAAGACAACGGUCUCCAGAGAGACCAUUUCAGCGCAAAAUGAAGAAGCCAUUCACCACGAGUUGAAAGAGGAGCAUGCUGUGGGGAAGUUUGGAGACACAUUGACUCCAAGAAUAGCUGACGUUCAGCAGCGGUUGCCUUCACAUAUGCAAACCGACGCAAAUAUGGAGAAAAGUUCGACAGGUUUUAUUCGACUUCUUGGAUUUGCGUUGGACUGGGAAUUGCAGAUCCCACCCAAGGCCGUACUUCUCCAUGGAAUCACGACGUGCUCACAAAUCGAACUCGAUCGAGCCGCGUAUCGCCGGCGAGCCGUAGCCGACUGCCGCUACCUGCCCGACAGGAGAUCCGGUGCAGCCGCCGCCUCCAUCGCCGAGACUUUUCACUUGCAUCCACGAAAAGUUCACGAGUAUCCUUCCGCCUUUUAUUCAUUAUGA
This is a messenger RNA of Necator americanus (New World hookworm), 1014 nucleotides long. RefSeq lists its product as uncharacterized. The transcript has 10 exons. The record is from RefSeq and is a predicted model, not a curated record. Bases 1 to 1014 code for a protein of 337 amino acids. NCBI's taxonomy places the organism in Eukaryota, Metazoa, Nematoda, Chromadorea, Rhabditida, Ancylostomatidae.